Trichomonas vaginalis G3 is the source of this 792-nucleotide messenger RNA. RefSeq names its product PSP1 C-terminal conserved region-containing protein. The coding region runs from base 1 to 792 and encodes 263 amino acids. The transcript has a single exon. Lineage: Eukaryota; Parabasalia; Trichomonadida; Trichomonadidae. The record is from RefSeq and is a predicted model, not a curated record. Gene Ontology annotation, cellular component: cytoplasm.
AUGAGUGAAGAUUGGAAACUCUAUACAGAAGAUCCUAACGAAGAACCAUACCAAGGAAUACUAAAUCUUUUGCCGUCAUCAUUGAAAGAUGUCUGGGAAGACCAAGACCCAAUGAUGCCAGUCCCAAUUCCGAAAUCUCCCUCACCUCAAGCCCCUUCCGGAAUUUAUGAGGGUAAUAGUAUCCCAAAGCAUACAAAGCCAUUUCCAUUCCCAGAAUCAGCCCCUGCUUUGUCUUUCAUGGAAGAUCAUGAAGGAGCAACCCCAACUACUGAGCCAGAAGUCCUUGUAAAUCAAACAAUAUCUUCUGACACAAAAUUUUAUCAAGUUCAAUUCCAUCCAUUCAGAACAGAACUUUAUCACUGGUCGCAAAUUUCGAAUCUUAGCGUCGGUGAUUAUGUAGUUACAGAAGCCGAUAGAGGAUACGACGUAGGUAGAAUUGUUGAGGAGGUUAGAUCACCUCCAUCUCGCGAAUCUAAAGCUUCGAAAGGAAUUGUCCGAAUUGCUUCACAACAUGAAAUAUCUCAACUCUCACUUAAAACAGAAAGAGAGAAAAGAGCGAAAGAACUAUGUCAGACAAAAGCGCGCGAAUUAGAUCUACCAAUGUCGAUUGAUGGUGCCGAAUUUCAGUUCGACGGCAAGAAACUCUCAUUUUACUACACGGCAAAUGCUUAUGUCGAUUUUAGAAAUCUUGUUCGCAUUUUGUUUAAGACUUUCGGCAUGAGAAUUUGGAUGGUUUGGCAUGAUGGAAACGAAAGAGUUAAAGACGUACUUCAAAGAAGCGAACAGAAAUAA